CCUACCCUCCCCACUUACCACAACCAAUUCAUCUUUCUGUUCUCUGAGUUCACCUCCAUAUCUGUGCUCUUUUACCGUGCAGAAAGAGCGACAGUGAUAUGCUUUUCCAAGCCACCCUUUUUGCCGCCUUGCUAGGCACUACGGUAGCCAGCAGCGGCUCCAACUCCAAAUGUCUAUCCUCCAACACGGUCGGAGCUGCCAACUACCAACUCUGCUGUCCUGAAAGCCAAGGCUCCGGAAAAGGGACCGUGGGUGAUUCCGUCUUCGAAUUCACCUGUGGUCAAUACCUCACCGGCAAAAGUGGCGCGGGCACGCAGCACCGACAGGUGAACAGUGCCAAGGACUGCGCCCAGCUCUGUUCGAGUCCGGACUGUCCCGGAGCCUCCUGGCACAGCACCGGGAAGAAAUGCUUCGUGCUAGGCAGCGGAAACACCGACUAUGCUCCUUAUUCGCCGGCAAAGGAUUGGAUGGUCCUGACCAAGUCGGCGGAGACCCCUGAGGAUCCCGAUCCGGAGGAGGAUUGCAAGGAAUUCAUCGAUGCGGCCAAAGAGACUGCCGCUGCGCAAUGUACCUCGGAGAAGGAGCAACAGAAGAAGGAGUGUGAGAGCAACAAGGCCAGCGCGCUCACCGGGGCCAAGGCCCAAUGCGAAGCCGAGAAGACUCAACUCAAAGAGCAGGCCGCCACCGCGGCAAGCCAAUGUGAGGCGGACAAGACCGCGGCGCUGGAGCAGUGCACGGCUGAGAAAGAGCAGAUUCAUGGGGAGGAGAAAGCCAAGUGCGAAGCUGAGAAGGCUGAACUCGCCAACGGCGCCACCGCUAGCGCAGAGAAAUGCGAGUCCGACAAGGCCGCAGCGCUCGCAGGCGCCAGCCAACAAUGUGCGACCGAGAAGGAGCAGCUUCGACAGGAAGGAGAAGCGCAGUGCAAGUCGGAUAAGGAGGCUGCCAGCUCUGAUUGCGAGAAGGAAAAGAAUGAAAUCCGCCAGCAGGGUGACAGCAAGUUGCAGCAGUGCCAAGCCGAUAAAGACAGCGCCGUCGCCAACGCCAACGCCCAAUGUGCCACGGAGAAGGAUCAGCUUCAGUCGCAAUCCAAGUCCGAGAAAGACGCCGCCGCCUCUCAAUGUGAGAAGGAGAAGGAUGAAAUCCGCCAGCAGGGCGACAGUAAAUUGCAGCAGUGCCAGGCUGAUAAAGACAGCGCUGUCGCCAACGCCAACGCUCAGUGUGCCACGGAGAAGGAUCAGCUUCAGAAGUUGGUGGAUGAUGCUCGAUUGCAAUGCAAAUCCGAGAAAGACGCCGCCACCUCUCAAUGUGAGAAGGAGAAGGAUGAGAUCCGCAAGCAGGGAGAAAACCAGCUGCAGCAGUCCAAGUCCCAGUAUGAAGCCGAAAAGGCAGGCCUCCAGCAGAAGAUCAAGGAGUUGGAGGAUAAGACCUCGUCGGUGGGCAGUGGCACGGCUGGUGGUCAGUGGCUGUCGGUCGAUGAGAAGUGUCGCAGCAACAGCUGGAGAAGUCUCUGCGACGGCACUUGUUCUCAACGACAAUUUACUCUCGGGGGUGUGGAUUUCCAGGUCAAAUGUAAUGUCCGCACCAACGGGGCGGUUGAAGAAAUCUGGUGGUACCGCCAAUCGAUUCUGGAAUGUGCUGAAGCAUGUGCCUUGAAUCCCCGUUGCUUGGGAGUGGGAUGGAGGAACUUCGGCGGUGAGCCUGAGAAGGGAGUCUGCCAUGCUAUGAUCAAAUGGGAUCAUAUCUACCAGCUCGUCAAUACUGCCUUCCCUCACUCCGGUGGUGAGCAUCUUAUCUACGCCAAGGGUCGCAUCACUCCGACGGGAGCUCCUGGCACCUGAGGAUGCUAAAGGACAUAUACUUGCCACAUGUUCCAAGCCAAGGGACCCAAUUCCUUCCUGAAUUUCAAUUUGAUGGAUUUAUAGACUGAAAGUGAGAUUCCAUUGUAACAUUCUGACAUUACUCCCGGCCAUCGCCAUAAUUCUUCCUGGAGCCUGGAGGUACAUGCAGGGCAAGGAAAGCACCGUACAGUACACAGGGAAGAUCGAGUACGGUACGGUGACGGUAUAGUAAAUCUGGUCGGGAAUCUUCUUCCGUAGCUGAAAAGAUAAAGGGGGCCAAGAGGAUCGUCGGUGGGGUUCGCGCGGUUUGCUCGGAAAAGUCACCUUCUUUCCAUACAGGAG
Molecule: messenger RNA, 2180 nt
Organism: Aspergillus uvarum CBS 121591
Lineage: Eukaryota; Fungi; Ascomycota; Eurotiomycetes; Eurotiales; Aspergillaceae
Exons: 2
Coding region: 99-1838 (579 amino acids)
Source: RefSeq, a predicted model, not a curated record